AACUCGAAAAAAAUCAAAUAAACUACAAUUUCGCCAGCUAAGAAGAAUAUUUCAAAAUUAAAAAAGAAUUUAAUUUAGCACGACAAAAUUAUUUUGAAAAUAUAAAAAAAACUCAAAAAGGAAAUAAUUGAAAAUAGCCAAAUAGUUAGAUAUAAUAUUUUAAAGAUAAACAUUAGCUGGAAUUUCAUCAGAUUAAACCAAUUGACAUAAGCCUAAAGCGUUCACAAAUCGAGUUACCAUAUCGAAUAAAAUGCGUUCCUUACCGAUGUUUUGGCGAAUGGCCGAGGAGAUGGCCCGUGUGCCACGCCUCUCGUCGCCCUUCCACGCCUUCUUCCACGAGCCGCCCGUUUGGAGUGUGGCGCUUCCGAGGAACUGGCAGCAGAUUGUCCGCUGGCAGGAGCAGGAGUUCGCACCGCCGGCCACCGUUAACAAGGAUGGCUACAAACUCACCCUGGACGUCAAGGACUAUAGCGAGCUGAAGGUCAAGGUGCUGGACGAGAGCGUUGUCCUGGUGGAGGGCAAAUCGGAGCAGCAGGAGGCCGAACUAGGUGGCUAUAGCUCCAGGCACUUCCUCCGACGCUUCGUCCUGCCGGAAGGAUACGAGGCGGACAAGGUGACUUCGACUCUGAGCAGCGACGGCGUCCUCACCAUCAGUGUGCCCAAUCCUCCAGCCGUGCAGGAGACACUCAAGGAGCGAGAGGUGACCAUCGAGCAGACUGGCGAGCCGGCAAAGAAGUCCGCCGAGGAGCCCAACAACAAAGCCAGUCAGUAGGGUACUAGUAGUAGUACUAGUACUAGUGAACCCCUAUGUUUAGAUAUUCCAACUCCUUUUAAAUUGAAGUGCUUGUUAAAUUAACAAGCUCAUUUUAAAACCAUUGUGAUUUGGUAUUCCGCAUGCCUAACAGUGUUAUGUAGAAGAAAAUAAAUAUUUAAAAAAAUUAAAAUAACA
Messenger RNA from Drosophila yakuba, 949 nucleotides. RefSeq names its product heat shock protein 22. The coding region runs from base 251 to 772 and encodes 173 amino acids. The record is from RefSeq and is a predicted model, not a curated record. The transcript has a single exon. Gene Ontology annotation, biological process: protein refolding; response to heat. Gene Ontology annotation, molecular function: protein folding chaperone. Lineage: Eukaryota; Metazoa; Arthropoda; Insecta; Diptera; Drosophilidae.